CGACCCAAACCAAAUUAGCCCUUUUAUCCGCUGCCGCCGCGCCAUCACCUCUCACCCGCUGCGCCGCCCGCCUCCUAUGCUCUGUUGCUGAGUGCCGCAUCCCCGAGUCCGCCGCCCUCGUCCCGCAGCUCGCCGAUAGUAAGUAGCUACAGCGCUGCUGCCCAGCCUGCCUGUGUCCGCCGAUCCUUCAGCCCGAUUGAGCCAUUGUCGAAAUGGGUAAGAAGAAAUCAGAUGAGUCUGCUGCUGGUACAAAGUCCAAGCAGGGGGCUAAGGAGAAGUUCUCGGUGACUGAAUUACUCGCGAGCAUGGAUGCAAAACCUGAUAAACCUAAGAAAGCAAGUGCCUCCACUAGCAAACCCAAGCCAAAAGCUGCUCCUAAAACCUCGUCUUAUAUUGAUGGUAUAGAUCUUCCUUCAUCUGAUGAAGAGGAAGAUGUUUUGGGCUCAGAUGAAGAGGCACGUCUGAAUGAGGUAAACAGCCGCAGAAAUAUUGCAAAGCCUAUUGACACAGGUCUAACUGACAAAGAGUUAAAGAAGCGUGGAAAGAAAGAUGUGCUUGUAGCUCAGGCUGCAGAGGUAGCCAAAAAGGAGGCACUCAAGGAUGACCGUGAUGCAUUUACUGUUGUAAUUGGUAGCCGGGCAUCCGUACUUGAUGGCGAAAAUGAUGCUGAUGCCAAUGUGAAAGAUAUAACAGUUGAAAACUUCUCUGUUGCUGCUCGGGGGAAAGAACUCUUGAAGAAUACUUCAGUGAAAAUUUCCCAUGGGAAGAGAUAUGGGUUGGUAGGGCCCAAUGGAAUGGGUAAAUCUACCCUGUUAAAGCUUCUUGCUUGGAGAAAGAUACCCGUGCCCAAAAAUAUUGAUGUACUUUUGGUAGAACAAGAGGUCGUUGGUGAUGAUAGAACAGCUCUUGAAGCUGUUGUUUCAGCUAACGAAGAACUUGUCAAACUUCGACAAGAAGUUGCUUCUUUGCAGGAUGCCUCGACUAUGUCCACUGGUGAUGGUGAGGAAGAUGGCGAUGAAGGGAAUGAUGUGGGAGAGAAGCUGACUGAAUUGUAUGAGAAGUUGCAGUUGAUGGGAUCAGAUGCUGCUGAGGCACAAGCUUCUAAAAUUCUUGCUGGGCUGGGUUUUACCAAAGAUAUGCAGGGUCGAGCAACACGGUCCUUUAGUGGUGGUUGGAGAAUGAGAAUUUCAUUGGCCAGAGCACUUUUUGUUCAGCCUACUUUGUUGCUAUUGGAUGAACCUACAAAUCAUCUGGACCUCAGGGCUGUUCUCUGGUUGGAAGAAUACUUAUGCAGGUGGAAGAAAACUCUUAUUGUUGUCUCACACGACCGGGAUUUUCUAAAUACUGUUUGCAACGAGAUUAUUCAUCUGCAUGACUUGAAGCUUCACCUUUAUCGUGGAAAUUUUGAUGAUUUUGAAGGUGGAUAUGAGCAGCGCCGCAAAGAGGCGAAUAAGAAGAGUGAGGCUUAUGAAAAGCAGCUGAGAAAUGCGAAGAGAUCUGGCAGUCGAACUCAGCAGGAGAAGGUCAAGGAUCGAGCCAAAUUUAAUGCUGCCAAGGAAGCCUCAAAGAGCAAGAGUAAAGGUAAGGUUGAUGAGGAUGAGCCCGUACCUGAGGCACCACGGAAAUGGAAGGAUUACACAGUGGAGUUCCAUUUCCCUGAGCCUACCGAGCUAACACCACCACUUAUGCAACUACUGGAAGUUAGCUUUAGCUAUCCAAAUCGUGAGGACUUCAGGCUGUCUAAUGUGGAUGUCGGCAUUGAUAUGGGGACUCGUGUAGCAAUUGUCGGACCCAAUGGAGCUGGAAAAUCAACCUUGCUCAACCUUCUCGCUGGAGAUUUGGUUCCAACUGAGGGUGAGGUGAGGAGAAGUCAGAAGUUGAGGAUAGGUAGAUACUCGCAGCACUUUGUGGAUCUCCUGACAAUGGAUGAAACACCGGUUCAGUAUCUGCUUCGCCUACAUCCAGAACAAGAAGGGCUCAGCAAGCAGGAGGCUGUCCGGGCAAAGCUGGGAAAGUUUGGACUUCCCAGCCACAACCAUCUGACUCCUAUUGCAAAACUAUCUGGUGGGCAGAAGGCGCGCGUGGUUUUCACUUCCAUAUCCAUGUCUAAGCCGCAUAUUCUACUGUUGGAUGAGCCGACCAACCAUUUAGACAUGCAAAGUAUAGAUGCAUUGGCAGAUGCGCUUGAUGAGUUCACUGGAGGCGUUGUUCUUGUGAGCCACGACUCAAGGCUUAUAUCACGCGUUUGUCAGGAUGAAGAAAAGAGCCAGAUAUGGGUGGUCGAAAACGGAACUGUUGAGGCUUUCCCUGAUUCAUUUGAAGAUUACAAGGAUGAGCUUGUCAAGGAAAUCAGGGCCGAGGUUGACGAUUGAUUGGUUCGCAAUAGCUUCGAGUUAUUUAAACAUAAAAAGACCAUAUUUUUACUUCCAUGAUUUGCGUUUAUUUGGUGAAAGUAGUAAUAGUGAGUGUAUUUUUUGACACUGUAAGAGGAGCUUGAUCAUUUUGAGGGUACAGAUAUGACCUGAUUACAUUUA
Molecule: messenger RNA, 2534 nt
Organism: Salvia hispanica
Lineage: Eukaryota; Viridiplantae; Streptophyta; Magnoliopsida; Lamiales; Lamiaceae
Product: ABC transporter F family member 4-like
Molecular function (GO): ATP hydrolysis activity; ATP binding
Source: RefSeq, a predicted model, not a curated record